This is a messenger RNA of Hippocampus zosterae (dwarf seahorse), 2645 nucleotides long. RefSeq names its product C3a anaphylatoxin chemotactic receptor. The transcript is spliced from 3 exons. Bases 161 to 1228 code for a protein of 355 amino acids. The record is from RefSeq and is a predicted model, not a curated record. Lineage: Eukaryota; Metazoa; Chordata; Actinopteri; Syngnathiformes; Syngnathidae. Gene Ontology annotation, biological process: phospholipase C-activating G protein-coupled receptor signaling pathway; inflammatory response; complement receptor mediated signaling pathway. Gene Ontology annotation, molecular function: complement component C5a receptor activity; G protein-coupled receptor activity. Gene Ontology annotation, cellular component: plasma membrane.
AGCGGCGUUCAUAGGAGGAUGCCUGUGAAGCAAUCGCACACAGGAAAGAAAGGUGGGUCAGAGAGGGAAAGAGAGCGAGAGCGAGAAUUUUAAUCGCAGCACGGCUCUCCCUUCUUUUUCUGUCUCUCGCUACAUCUCGCACACCAAAAGCAGCAUCAGGAUGCCCUCAAUGGCUGCCAUGAAUGAAACACAAAAGGUGGAAAAACUUGCAAGCAGCCUGAACAGCUUUUGGCAGGCAGAGGCAGUCCGAGGAGUCCAGAUUACGGCGACCGUGCUCAUUUUCCUGGUGGGCGUACCUUUAAACGUGCUGGUGGUUUGGGCGCUCGGACAACGGCAACGCCGUCUCAUCCGCAGAGGCAGCAAGGAAGAGACUCGCGCCGCCAGCAGUUUCCGAACCUACGUCCUCAACAUGGCCCUGGCGGACCUGGUCCUGAUCCUGCGGACGCCCCUCAUGUUGGGAUACCUGGCUCACAACAACAGUUGGCCGUUCGGUUUGGCCUUGUGCCGGCUGGUCAUGUUCCUGCGAGGCUUGGGUUUGUACAUGUCGGCCUUCCUGGUGUGCGCCGUGGCCCUGGAGCGAUGCCUUUGUCUCCUGAAGCCCGUGUGGGCUCGCUUGCGGCGCCCCGCCUGGGCCGUUCCUUUGGCCUGCGGCUUGUCCUGGCUGCUGGCCACCAUCCUGUCCGCCCCUUACCUGCACAGCGCCGUCCUCAAAGAAAUCAACGGCACAUACCAGUGCCUCGAGAGUGGCAAGUUUGACACGGGGCUGUUUGUCACCGAGACUCUAGCGGGUUUCAUCUUACCCUUGCUGGUGUUUUUGGGAAGCAAUUUGGCCAUCCUGCUGACGAUUCGGCAAUCCGUGCCCGUUAGCCCGACCGUUACCUCCCCGGUGGCUUCACGCAGGAUGUCCAGGAUGUACCAGGUGCUCUUUUUGACCAUGCUGCUCUUUCUCAUCUGCUGGGUGCCCUACUUUGUGUGCCGAUUCCUGCGGGCCCUGGCCGAAGGACAACCGGACGCGGCCGCACUUUAUACGAGCGCGUCAUACGGAACGUACAUCUCUCUGUACCUCGUGUACACCAAGAGCGCCCUCAACCCGGUCCUCUACGUAUUCGCCGCCCGAGGCCUCGGCCGUGCCGUUCGAGCUUCGGUCACCUCCACCAUCGAACGACUCUUUAACGAUGACUCCACAGAGUCCGUUCGCAAAAGAUCACUCAAAAACUCGCAGAUUUAGCAAGCGGACUCCAAGCAAAACGCAACUCACGCUAUUUGUUUCGUUGAUCGGAAACGAUCCAGUCACCAUGUGAUAUUGACCGUUUCUCAGCACCUGGCUCAAUUCAAUUCACGUUAAAAGGUUCGAGUGCGGACCGAGACGCAUCUAGGUGAAGUCGGUCUUGUUGAUAAUUGCACUACUGUUUACAAAUAUCACAUUCAUUGUCAUUUACUGGGGUGGGGAUGGCAAUGGCUAGUAAGCGGAAAGGGGCGUGGCCUGGACGGGGCGACCAAUCACAACAAGUAAGACAUCAUACACGUCCAAUCGCAGGGCUGCUUACAAUCGGAAGAUGGGAAAGACUGAUCGGGCGAGCUCGUGAAAACUCGACGAUAAGCUACCUGACUCCCCCUCAAUUUUUUUCGCAACGGAUUUAGACGAUUCACAAAAAUGAUCAAUUUAAGAAAUAAAACGGCGGAUUUCCGCGGAAAUUUACCAUUCCUGACUGGGGGGGAAAAAAAGAUAAGGCUGUCAUUUUUUUUUUUUACCCAGUGCAAAGUUUUCCACAAAAAUAAAGUCAACGUUUUAACGUUGUUGAGCUACUAUGCUAGCUAGCACAUAAUAUCAGAGUGUGGCUGCGGGUUGCCCAUCUCUGAACUAGACCAUAUAGAUAAGAUAAGAUAAGAUAUCCUUUAUUCGUCCCACACUGGGGAAAUUUACAGCCUCCAGCAGCAAGAAUGUUGCUAUAAAUCUUGCCAUUGAUUGAAUGCCACAUUGAGUCCCCCUGAAUCUGUUUCAUCUCCAUAUUUUUCCAACUGAGUGGGAAGACCCUUUUGUGUUGGAGCAUGACAAUCAAGUUCCACAAACCACGGUUUGAUGAGUGUGCUGCGGAUGAAAUUGAGAGUCCUGUACCCUCAAAACAACUUUGGGGUGAACUGAAAUUAAUAUUGGGAGUCAAAAUCAGUAACGUCUGACCUCACAGACGGUCUUUUGGAUCAAUCAGACAAAAAUUCCACAUAUAAAACAUCCACCCUGGAUGGAGUUGAUGUGUAAAAAUGUGGAGAUGUGGCACACAAUAUAAUGUGCUAAAGAGUAAAGGAUUGGGAGCUUCUCAAUAUUUGGUGUGGGAAUACUUUUAUUCUUGCAAAUGUAGACUUUGUAGAAUUCUACACGUCAUUUAAAAAAAAAAGUGUCUCAGAGUUAAAAAAAAAAAACACGGUAUCAACAAGAAGCUACAGUGAACAAUUCAAAUUGACGAAAGCUGAUCUACAUUGUUGCUGACGUGCUUAUGGAAGUUGGGUGCUUGGCGUUUUUUUUUUUCCUGUUUCUGACUUCUGCAAGAUUGCUUCCAGCUUGCGCGAGACCGUCUCACAAUCUUUGUCCGGGACCUGUUUUCUCAAAAGAGCCUGAGGAAAAAUAAAAACUUGAAAGCACCGAGGAA